AUGGCGCCCAGCCCGGAGCACGUGGUCCUGGAAUUCGAAGUGCAACGCUUGCGGGACGAGCUCAGGCAAUAUGACCAGGAGCUGCCGUGUUGGACCGCUGAGGUCAAAGCCGCCGAAAGCUAUGCCGAAAGCUUGGAAAGUGAGUACAAGCAGGAGGAGUUGAGCGAACAACGCUUGGCUGUCGAGAUGUCACAGAAGCGCAAGAUCCGGGCCCUGUCUCCAGCCAGCAGUCAGGGCGACCGUGACCAUCACGAGGCGGUGGAACACCACGCCGAGGCCGGCGUCGCGGUGCACGUCUUCGAGGAUCCAUUGAUUCCGGUGCAUGGCAUGACGGAUGAAGAGAUCGCCAAACAUCAUCAGGAGCGCCAGAUGAGCCACGAACUCGCGCGCCGCGCCGUGUCCAUCGCCCAUUUGCGGCGCCGCAAAACAUCGCUGGCGGACGAGGCCAUCGCCCGAGCGCGCCGGGAGGCGGAGCAGCUGCGCGAGCAGCUGAUGGAGGCGGAAGCGGAAGGUCGCAGGGUGACCGAAGAACGUCAAGCCGCAGAGGAACAGGAGCUUCCUUUGCGCGAAUGGGUGAAACACAUUGAGGAUCAGGUCACCACUGCACGCUUGGAAAAUGCCCGGCUCUCCUCGUCCCUAUCCUCGGCGCUGGCCUUUCGCGCCUCGCUGCUGCCGGAUGAAGGGCACACCCCAGCGGGAGCUGAGACGGGGGCGCAUAUCCAGCAAGUGUGUUGGCUGCGUGAACAUCAACGUCAAUGCACGUCUCGAAAAGAGAAGUUGAAGGAGGAAAUCGCGGCCGAAGAACGUCGUCGCGACUCCUUCCUCCGCGAUGCCGGGCGCAGCGCCGUUUUCCGGCGAUCGCCGGCGGCAUCACCGGACAGGUCAUAUCUCACUUCAUCGCUGCGAAGCUUGCCCCCCACGCCGUUCGAAAAGUUUCACUCGCUGGGAGCCGCCCCAAAGGACCCAAAGGACCCAAAGGACCAGGGCCACCAGGGUUUGGGCGAAGAGAGCGAAGAUGAGGACCAUGACUAUUGGAAGAGCGAUUGGCACGAAAGUGGGAUGCCAAAAAAGCGGGAGCCGCGGAAUUCCUUGGCCUUGCUCUUCGGUGGCAUGCCCGGCCUGAAGCAAUGCUGGGAUCCGGUACCCCUGAAGGUCUUUAGCGCCAUUGCCGUGGUCUACGCCUUCGGCGAUUUUCUGGAGAUGCAGUCCAUGGCAGUCAUGGGCGGCGCCGCGUACCAGAUUUUGCUCCAGAGCAAGCUGCUAGUCACCGCUUUGAUCAUGUGGGUGAUGCGUGGUCAACGCCAAACCACACUGCAGUGGAACGUGCUAGUCACCAUCGCACUGGGCAUGAGUGCCUUUGUGCUGACCGACGACAGUGGCAAUGAGGGCGGCUUCCAGCCCAUUGGCUUAGUCUUCGUGGUCGCCAAGGUGUUCUUCUCAUGCCUCUGUGCCGUGCUGGCCGAGAAACAUCUCAAGGCAAUGGGCAUUGGUAUCAUCCUGGAUGGAUGGGCAGAUGCAUAG
Molecule: messenger RNA, 1521 nt
Organism: Cladocopium goreaui
Lineage: Eukaryota; Dinophyceae; Suessiales; Symbiodiniaceae
Source: the annotation of a GenBank genome assembly